AUGGCUGCCGCUAUCCAAAGCCUCCAGGCCUCUCUGGAGCGGGUCAUCCUAGACCCUCGUUACCAUGACCUUCUCGCCGUCGUCAAGGGCGCACGCAAUGGUGCCGUCUAUGGCACCAAAGUUCGCUUCCCCCACGCGCUGGUAUUACGGGAGAAGCUCUGGCUCGUGUUCCGCGCAACGCGAACGCACGCCCGUAACUUGGCCAAGUUUGUCACCAUUUACAAAUUCACUUGCUUCCUGCUGAAGCAUUAUGGACCCACACCGGGCAAGGAGGGUGAGUUCUCUGUCGGUCUCGAUGUCCUUCCUCCCGGCGUACCUGUAGAACGCCCCUCAUUAACCAAUCAACCGGCAGGCCCAUAUGACACCUUCGUGGCUGGCAUGCUCGGCGGCUACCUCGUCUUUGGAGGCCGCUCGAGCCGCACAGGCAAGAUCAGCAGUGUGAACCAGCAGAUCGUCGUCUACGUGUUCGCGCGCGUCGUUCUUGCCCUGGCCCGCCUCGCAGUCAAGCCUGGCUACGGACUGCCCGUCGUCUCGGAACCUAGGAACUCUGCUGCAAUCAGCCACUAUGCCUGGCCCGUAUUCGCUGCCACGAGUUGGGGGCUUGUCAUGCACCUGUUCAGGUACCACGCCGCCGAACUUCAGCCCAGCCUGAGGAGCAGCAUGACAUACCUGUAUCUGCAAAGCAAUGAAUGGGAUGGCUUGAGGAACUUUCUUUGGCAUAACAAAUAG
Messenger RNA from Pyricularia pennisetigena, 729 nucleotides. RefSeq lists its product as uncharacterized. The record is from RefSeq and is a predicted model, not a curated record. Bases 1 to 729 code for a protein of 242 amino acids. Gene Ontology annotation, cellular component: peroxisomal membrane. The transcript is spliced from 3 exons. NCBI's taxonomy places the organism in Eukaryota, Fungi, Ascomycota, Sordariomycetes, Magnaporthales, Pyriculariaceae.